AUGGCGUAUCCUUUGCUUUUGAUCAUAGUAUUUGGCUUUCUUGCAGCUAAGGUGAACUCGGACACUUACUCCAGCAAUGUUUCGUCGAGAAGGGUGACAACUUCAUCCAAGACCGGACAUGUUUCUUCGGAGACGGCGACUGCCUCUACUGAAAGCCAAGCAUUCAGGGCCACGAAUUCGUCCUCCUACGCACUUUCUAAAGCGGCAGAAUCUUCCGUUCCGGCGACGACUCCCUCUUCUCUGACUCCGAUACCUACUUCUCAGGCGACGAGUGCCCCCUUUGACUUCAUCAGUACUUCGAGUAUCAUUUCCAAAACCACUCGCAGCAGUAGUUUGAACAUCACACCUGAGAUCGAUCUGGUUGUCACACCUCCAAUCAUCUUCCGUCCUGAGGGAGACGGCACAUACACCAUCGGGCUAACGCAAUAUGGUGCUACUACCCUGGCUCCCCUUUUCCUCGAUCAGAGAUGUGCAAAUCUCCAGGGGCAGCGACACAAGAAGAGAAGCCUGGCGGACUGUAGCAGCACGGGAUGUAUUCUGACCAACGCUAAGUUAGCCAUGAAAAGCGCAUUUCAGGUGGAACGAUGGGAGUCCAGCUGGCUUUAUGUUGACAGUUCGCCGUUCGUUGUUCCACCUAGUCUCGAAGAGCCAUUCCUGGAAUUGGGAGAUUACUUCAAGCAGCAGAACUACCAACAGUAUUUUGAAUACGGUUCUGGGGGUUAUUUAAGCCAACAACAACAGAUGAACAACACCAUCUUCACCUUGCUCGCUCUAGAGCUUAGAACGCAAGAAAAUCCUGGUGCUACGCUGACUCCUGAAACUGGAAAACUGCCUGAUCUCUCCUGCGCCCCUGACCCGGUUACCACUGCAUCGACAGCAUCAUCGACUGCUUCCGAAAAAAGCUGUCCUACUUUGGAGUUCACUUUCACCUCCCCUACAUAUGAGGUUAUGACCAUGGCUAUCAAUGGCAAUGAUAAAAGGUGUUAUCCAACAGCUGGACCGGAAGCCACCAUAGCGCCAGGAUAUUGUGAUCCGGACCGUUGGCAGGGUGUCCCCAGUCGGGAUGGACGCCGGAUUCAGCAGUGGAUUACGUUAAUAAUCCUAAAAUUUGGGAACAAGAGUUCGCUGUGCUUUGGUCUAUAUUUGCGCAAAUGGAGAACCCCAGCAAGACGCAGAGCGCAGCUCCCGGCCCCACCACCUCUCAACCUCCGAACCAAGGCAUCCUUAUUGCUUACGCAGUCCAGUCUUCCGGACGACAGUCUACCUAAUUAUCAGGCCACUUCUUUCGAUCCCAGCAAAUCGACGAUUGGGGAUCCAUGCACGAACAAGCCGGUUGGCUCGUCGAAGGCUAUCACACUGAAAGUGAUCAAAAACUACAUCAACUUGCCUGCAAACAUGGAUAUUACCUAUAACAGUAAAGCUUACACUUUCAGUGCUAACAAAUGGGACCUGGCUGGGGGAUUAUUACUCAAGAACUCGAGCGGCACCGUUGUCUCGAAGUGCAAAAGGCUUUCGUCAUCGGAGCCGUCCCAACCCUGUGGGGCGACAGCGCAAAUCAUUGAGACGCCGUGGGCAACGUGUACAUGGUACGACGGCGGAGGCCCGGCUGUGGUCUCCGCUACCGCGGUCGCUCAAGCAGGGCACGGUCUCGGUUGUAAAGAAGGACUCUAUUCCGAUAAACCCACUUGUGAGAACAAUUGUGCUGGUGGUGAAUGUACCUAUGAAUAUAACCAGCUCGGUACUAGCUCGUCUGGCCAAACUGAUUACCAGUGCACGAGUUGUUUGCAAUAG
Molecule: messenger RNA, 1791 nt
Organism: Letharia columbiana
Lineage: Eukaryota; Fungi; Ascomycota; Lecanoromycetes; Lecanorales; Parmeliaceae
Exons: 4
Coding region: 1-1791 (596 amino acids)
Source: RefSeq, a predicted model, not a curated record